Messenger RNA from Callithrix jacchus (white-tufted-ear marmoset), 9421 nucleotides. NCBI's taxonomy places the organism in Eukaryota, Metazoa, Chordata, Mammalia, Primates, Cebidae. The record is from RefSeq and is a predicted model, not a curated record.
CCCCAACGACAUGCAACUGAGCUAGGAGGGCUUCCUCCCGCGGCGGCGGCGGUGGCGGCGGCGGUCCUUGGAGCGACACCCCAGCCCAAACGGAGAGCAGAGAAGCACCCGGUACCCACAGCGGCGGCCCCGCCUCUCCUGGCCGGCCUCGAAGGGGCCAGUGUGGCACCCCCAGAUCCCAGAGGGCGCCUUCCAGGCGGGUACUCUCUCCGCAGUGAACCGGGAGCGCUGGGGGGAGGUCUUUGCGCAUGCCAGGUGCACAGACAGCGAGUUCGCCAGCCUCAGUGCCGGUGCGCAGCGGCGUGCGGGGCAGUGCCUGAAAGGCUGCGCCUCCUCCGCCCUCUCUGCCUUCGCCUCAAGUACUGUCCGGACUCAGUGGCGCAUCGUCCAGGCAUCGUAGACGCCGCCCGACCCGCAGCCCUGCGCGGCUGCAGCCAAUUGCGCCCUGCUAACUUUGAAGGGGGAAAACUGAGUAGCCGGGCUGGAGGGAGGGGGCUCGGGGCCGCGCGGCGCUCCCUUGGCCCCACGGAGCCCCCGGGGCCCCCGCGAGCCCCCGCCGCGUCCGCUGCAACCUCAGCAUUGGAGCCGCCACGGGUUUCCCCCGCGCGCCGCCGGGCCGCCCUGGGCGGGACUCCUCCCGCGGCCUCCGGGGCCACGGGGCGCGCGCAACAGGCGGCCCGAGCCGGCGGGAAGCUGGAGCGCCGACGGCGUCGGCCUCGGAGGGGUGUGGAGAGGCGAGGCCAGGCAGAGCCCCGCGCAGCCAUGGAGUCGCUCCUGCUGCCGGUGCUGCUGCUGCUGGCCGUACUGUGGACGCAGGCAGCCGCCCUCAUUAACCUCAAGUACUCGGUGGAAGAGGAGCAGCGUGCCGGGACGGUGAUUGCCAACGUGGCCAAGGACGCGCGGGAUGCGGGCUUCGCGCUGGACCCCCGGCAGGCCUCAGCCUUUCGCGUGGUGUCCAACUCGGCUCCACACCUAGUGGACAUCAACCCCAGCUCUGGCCUCCUGGUCACCAAGCAGAAGAUUGACCGUGACCUGCUGUGCCGCCAGAGCCCUAAGUGCAUCAUCUCACUCGAGGUCAUGUCCAGCUCAAUGGAAAUCUGCGUGAUUAAGGUAGAGAUCAAGGACCUGAACGACAAUGCGCCCAGUUUCCCGGCAGCACAGAUCGAGCUGGAGAUCUCGGAGGCAGCCAGCCCUGGGACACGCAUCCCGCUGGACAGCGCCUAUGAUCCGGACUCUGGAAGCUUUGGCGUGCAGACUUACGAGCUCACUCCCAAUGAGAUGUUCGGCCUGGAGAUCAAGACGCGUGGCGACGGCUCGCGCUUUGCCGAACUGGUAGUGGAAAAGAGCCUGGACCGCGAGACGCAGUCGCACUACAGCUUUCGCAUCACUGCGCUAGACGGUGGCGACCCGCCACGCCUGGGCACCGUUGGCCUCAACAUCAAGGUGACCGACUCCAAUGACAACAACCCGGUGUUUGGCGAGUCCACCUACACGGUGAGCGUGCCAGAAAACUCCCCUCCCAACACACCCGUCAUCCGCCUCAACGCCAGCGAUCCAGACGAGGGCACCAACGGCCAGGUGGUCUAUUCCUUCUAUGGCUACGUCAACGACCGCACGCGCGAGCUCUUUCAGAUUGACCCGCACAGUGGCCUGGUCACUGUCACUGGCGCUUUAGACUAUGAAGAGGGCCACGUGUAUGAACUGGACGUGCAGGCCAAGGACUUAGGGCCCAAUUCCAUCCCGGCUCACUGCAAGGUCACUGUCAGCGUGCUGGACACCAAUGACAAUCCACCGGUCAUCAACCUGCUGUCAGUCAACAGCGAGCUUGUGGAGGUCAGCGAGAGCGCCCCCCCGGGCUACGUGAUCGCCUUGGUGCGGGUGUCUGAUCGCGACUCGGGCCUCAAUGGACGUGUACAGUGCCGUUUGCUGGGCAAUGUGCCCUUUCGACUGCAGGAAUAUGAGAGCUUCUCCACUAUUCUAGUGGACGGACGGCUGGACCGCGAGCAGCACGACCAAUACAACCUCACAAUUCAGGCACGCGACGGCGGCGUGCCCAUGCUGCAGAGUGCCAAGUCCUUUACCGUGCUCAUCACUGAUGAAAAUGACAACCACCCGCACUUUUCUAAGCCCUACUACCAGGUCAUUGUGCAGGAGAACAACACACCUGGCGCCUAUCUGCUCUCUGUGUCUGCUCGCGACCCCGACCUGGGUCUCAACGGCAGUGUCUCCUACCAGAUCGUGCCGUCGCAGGUGCGGGACAUGCCUGUCUUCACCUAUGUCUCCAUCAACCCCAACUCAGGCGACAUCUACGCGCUGCGAUCCUUUAACCACGAGCAGACCAAGGCGUUUGAAUUCAAGGUGCUGGCCAAGGACGGCGGCCUCCCCUCACUGCAAAGCAACGCGACGGUGCGGGUCAUCAUCCUCGACGUCAACGACAACACCCCGGUCAUCACAGCCCCACCUCUGAUUAACGGCACUGCCGAGGUCUACAUACCCCGCAACUCUGGCAUAGGCUACCUGGUGACUGUUGUCAAGGCAGACGACUACGAUGAGGGCGAAAAUGGCCGAGUCACCUACGACAUGACCGAGGGCGACCGCGGCUUCUUUGAAAUAGACCAGAUCAAUGGCGAAGUCAGAACCACCCGCACCUUUGGGGAUAGCUCCAAGUCCUCCUAUGAGCUUAUCGUGGUGGCCCACGACCACGGCAAGACAUCUCUCUCUGCCUCUGCUCUUGUCCUAAUCUACUUGUCCCCUGCUCUCGAUGCCCAAGAGUCAAUGGGCUCUGUGAACUUGUCCUUGAUUUUCAUUAUUGCCCUGGGCUCCAUUGCGGGCAUCCUCUUUGUAACUAUGAUCUUCGUGGCAAUCAAGUGCAAGCGAGACAACAAAGAGAUCCGGACCUACAACUGCAGUAAUUGUUUAACCAUCACUUGUCUCCUCGGCUGUUUUAUAAAAGGACAAAACAGCAAGUGUCUGCAUUGCAUCUCGGUUUCUCCCAUUAGCGAGGAGCAAGACAAAAAGACAGAGGAGAAAGUGAGCCUAAGGGGAAAGAGAAUCGCUGAGUACUCCUAUGGGCAUCAAAAGAAAUCAAGCAAGAAGAAAAAAAUCAGUAAGAAUGACAUCCGUCUGGUACCCCGGGAUGUGGAGGAGACAGACAAGAUGAACGUUGUCAGUUGCUCUUCCCUGACCUCGUCCCUCAACUAUUUUGACUACCACCAGCAGACACUGCCCCUGGGCUGCCGCCGCUCUGAGAGCACUUUCAUGAAUGUGGAGAACCAGAAUACCCGUGCUAACCACAUCUACCAUCACUCUUUCAACAGCCAGGGGCCCCAGCAGCCUGACCUGAUUAUCAACGGUGUGCCUCUGCCUGAGACUGAAAACUAUUCUUUUGACUCCAACUACGUGAAUAGCCGAGCUCAUUUAAUCAAAAGCAGCUCCACCUUCAAGGACUUAGAGGGCAACAGCCUGAAGGAUAGUGGACAUGAGGAGAGCGACCAAACUGACAGUGAGCAUGAUGUCCAGCGAAGCCUGUAUUGUGAUACUGCUGUCAAUGAUGUGCUGAACACCAGUGUGACCUCCAUGGGAUCUCAGAUGCCUGACCAUGAUCAGAAUGAGGGAUUUCAUUGCCGGGAAGAAUGCCGGAUUCUUGGCCACUCUGACAGGUGCUGGAUGCCCCGGAAUCCCAUGCCCAUCCGUUCCAAGUCCCCGGAGCAUGUGAGGAACAUCAUUGCGCUGUCCAUUGAAGCUGCUGCUGCUGAUGUUGAGCCUUAUGACGACUGCGGCCCCACUAAACGGACUUUCGCAACCUUUGGAAAAGAUGUCAGCAACCACCCGGCUGAGGAGAGGCCCACCCUGAAAGGCAAGAGGACUGUGGAUGUGACCAUCUGCAGUCCCAAGGUCAACAGCGUUAUCCGGGAGGCAGGCAAUGGCUGUGAGGCGAUUAGCCCUGUCACCUCCCCGCUCCACCUCAAGAGCCCUCUACCCACCAAGCCUUCCAUGUCUUACACCAUUGCGCUGGCUCCCCCAGCCCGUGAUCUGGAGCAGUAUGUCAACAAUGUCAACAAUGGCCCUUCUCGUCCCUCUGAAGCUGAGCCCCGUGGAGCUGACAGCGAGAAAGUCAUGCAUGAGGUCAACCCCAUUCUGAAGGAAGGUCGCAACAAAGAGUCCCCUGGUGUGAAGCGUCUGAAGGAUAUCGUUCUCUAAACCAGUCUCCGGGAAGAAGAGAAAGAAACCACACUGGCUAGUGAAGAAGCAGGAGCUGCUUGUUUUAAUUGCUCACCAAUGGUUGGUUCUCAAGUGGCUAUAUUUCAGAGCUUUCCCUAAAUGUAUUGUUUAUAGAUAACUUAUCAUUCCGUGACAAUCCCUUGUUUCAACAGGCAGCAGGGGUGUUCAGUUGGAGCAAAUUAGCUUUGGCUUGAGUUGUUCAUGGGGCCUUGAUGUUGGGGAAACAGAGACAAAUUCAGUUGUGAAAAGUAUUAUGUAUUAAGUGUUUGAAUUUAUAUAUUUUUCUAUGUCAAAAUUAUAAUAUAAAUUACCAUUGUUUGUGGAGGAUUACAUUUAAAAAAGCAAAAAGCAAAAAAAAAAAAAAAAGCUCUGGACACCUUUAAUAAGCUCGCCACUGUUUUUUGUAGUGUAGACAAGUUAAUGGUCAUUUAUUGUGUACUAUUCAUUGAUUCAGUGAUGUGAAAUUGAGCCCCCAAAAGAUUGUUUCCAAAGCUCAAGUACUUUCCAAUGCCGCUACUUUGCUGUGGACACCCCUGCUUUAAAAACCCUUUUGCUAGCUGUGCUAUUGUUGUAUUUGAUAUUGCAAAUUGCUAUGUGUGUGGUGAUGGCAAAAGGCUUUUAAAGGUUGGUAUUUUCUUUUUCUUAAAAAAAAUAAUAAAACUACAGACAAAAACAAAGUGCAAACAACUGAGACAGCAAAUGAAUGAGCAACACCACUCAUAUAGAUUGAGUACUUGGAGGAUACUCAUGUUUUUUAACCCAUGUAGUGAUUGCUUGCCACCUUACAAAGUAUUUUUCCUGCCUUUCAGUGGUCUGCCCAGGUCCAUGAUAGAUCAUGGCAGAAAGUCAUUUUUGGAUAGGCUGCUAUCUAAUUUGCAGUUGUCAGAAAUACUGUGCUGAAAGUUUUAUGACAUUCAUCUUUUAAAUUUUCAGGCCCCGAACAGGAAAGUUGCUCCUGAAGUUAUGUUUCCAGGCUUAGAAUUCCCUCUCUCCUGUCAUCUAAAACUGAAAAUGACUGAAUCUAUUUUAAGAUCUAUAUUAGCAUCUUCAGACACACACUUCCUGAUUCAGUGUUUCCCAAUCAUGAUUAGAAUGAGACUGCAAAGCACGUUAUGGGCUGGAAUUGAGAACUCCAUGUUACUCUGUAUCUUAGGCUUAUACAUAGGGAUGGAGUAAGCAGUACAAAGUGUACAUGUUGGAAAAGACAGGUAACAGGUAACAGCACCACUAAUCCAGUUACUGUGCCUUCUAAAUGGAGACACUCAGACACUUGAACUCAUCUUUUUAUGACUAAUACUUUUUUGAUUAAAAAUGUGAACAAGAAAAUAUUAAAAAUCCCUUAGAUUUAGCUAACUCUUUUUGCUGUAGGCUACGAAUACACCCUUUUUAAAUUAACAAACUUUACAUUCUUUUUUUCCAUUUUAACAUUCCUCUAGCUCCCUCAUUUAUCUUUUGUCUAUUAAUAUUUGAUACCCAACAUAGUAUUUUUGCAGCCUAAGAGUUCAUUAUUUAAAAAUAAACUAAAGAAAUAUGUCACCUUUGUUCUGCCUUGGUCUUAAGAGAGUUGUUUCUAGAGAAACAAGUUUUAUGAUUCUGUUUUCAUUUGUUUCAUUUUUUUGAAAUUCAAGACAGAAAGAAGGCCUAGUAGAGGUUAGACCACUAGAAUGCAAAAGAGGAUUUAUUUUCUUAAGUUUAGAUAGAUAAGUCAGCUCUUUUGAAUGUUUUACUUAUUUUUGCCUGAGUUCCUAGCUUUACACAUUACUAGGAAUAUUUUCUUUUAUGGGAGGGAGAAGGGUUUUGAGGGAGGGAUGGGUAAGGCAGUGGGGAUGGGGUUAGGUAGGGGAGAACAUUUCUGAAAAAGAACCUAUAAUGAAGCUACAAAUCCAUCCUUAUUUCUUAUUCAGUGCUGCAUACUACCUCAUGCAAAAUAUUGGUGUGGCUGCAAAUUUCCCUCUGAAACUGACACAAUUAAGGAUGAAUUAUCAUAACAUCUUCAUUUUGCCUCAUUUCAUUGUCUCUCAUACAGUUUUCUCCCUUUGAUUUAUUUCAUUUUGGUAGUGGAUUUUAAAUCAUUUAUUUUUCUUUGCAAGUGACUAUUAGAUUAACACAUUAAAAAUUAAAAAAAUUUUUCCUUUUAAGUUAUGAUGACUGCCUAUAGAAUUUAGACUGUUUCUCACCCUGAUCCAUCCUGAUAUUAUGUUAUUAGCAGCCAUUUCAAGGUCACUUUGAAGUCAGACUUCACAGUUUUCUACAGGUGUAUUUCUUGCUAUGCUCAGUGGGAACGAGGGAGCAGAAAAGAUUGUUGAAAGUGGGAACAUUAAAUGUCACGUGGCUGUUAAGCCAGAGAGGCCACUGGUUGCCAUGUCUCUUAUCAUCCAAGUUUUAAAUGGUUAGAGUGGCACUGGCAUUGGCUUUGCUUUUCACUUCGGUUUUUUAAAUUUCUUUUACUAAUUAAUCUUCAAGCUAUAGAUCCAUUGUCUUUCCCUAUCCAAAUACUUUGUUCUCAGUGGGCAGUCAGAGUUUUUUGGCUUCCAAACCUCACUGAGCAUGUUCAGAGAAUUCCUCUCCUUAAGGAAAUAUUUUCCCCACAAUUGUCUGAUGUAUGAGUCCUCUCAGAAGCAUGAGUGCAUCCUAGGAGAGCUUUAUAAGGUGCUUUUGUAGGCAGGCUGUACCUGCAAAUAGGCAUUCUGAGCAAGGAUCCUAAAUUUCCCUUUGGCUCAUGUUCCCUACCCGCCCCCCGCCCCCAACCUCACCUUCUCCUUUUUGGCAUGUCUGGUGAAAAGCUACAAGGUCCACAGGGCCAAAUAUUCUUCCAUUUCCUUCUCUAAACAUGUUCCACACUUAAACUCAAGGGAGCAAUUUCGGUUCCUAAGUCCUAGGGAGUUCUAUUCCAUUUAUUCUGAUGUUCCUUUUAAGGAGGAGUUGGUGUUGAAGUGUGACAUGCUUUAAUAACAACUACUUUGGCAGUUCCCCAGACAGGUAAACUACUUCAUCCAAUAUAAGGAGCCUAGUUUACAUUGAUUGAUUGCUUUCCCCCAAAUAUGGGCAUAUACAAUAUAACAAAGGAGAAGGGGGCAAUGCCAUGUGGAAUCCCUUUUUACUUUUCCCUUCAGGCACUAAUCUAUGAACCUCUUCAGAAUGAAACUUACCAUCCCUUUGGUCCUCUUAAAGCCAGUAGAGUAAAUUAUGGCCCACCUUAUUGCUGAAAUAGGUAAUGGGCCCCAAAGGAUCCUGCAGUUUCUGUAGAGCAGUGGUUCUGAAGUGUAGUUCCUGGAUCUGCAGCAACAACAUUACGUGGGGUCUUGUUAGAAGAGCUAAUUCUCUGUUCCCACCUAGACCAAUUGAAUAAAAAAUUCUGGGGGUGGGGUCUAAAAAUGCUUAUGAAUCAGACGCCCAUUAAAAGUUGAGGGUUUGUUAAAGCACAGGUUGACAGUUCCCUGACAGAGUUUUAAAUUCAGUUGGUCUGGGGUUGGGUCUGCAUUUUUAUAUAUCUAAAAAUUCCCAGAUGAUAUUAAUGCAGCUGAUCCAGGCAGUAUACUAUGAGGACCAUUUCUCUAGCAGAAACCUGCCUGAUAGAGCUAAUUGCACCUAAGGUGUUCAUUGAAACAAAUUCGCUCAUUUAGUGAUCCACUGAUCCCUAAUCAAAUAUAUUUUAAAAAAUAUAAUUUAUAUCUCUGAAAACUGGAACCUCCCAGAGCAUCAUCUUGAUAGUGUUACUUCAGCAUAUGACUGACUGAUUGUAUAAGGGAAUUUAGUUGACUUUUCCCUGUAACCUUAUUAUAUUUUAAAAAGUAAAAAAUAAAAGUGGUCCACUUAAAGCAGCAAGGACAAAGGGCAGUUUAGGGAGAGGCAGGGUGAAGGAAAUAGCUCGACUGGGCAUCCAGGGUGAAAAAAGGAUUAUUAUUGUAUAUAAUAGCAAUUCUGGCUGGAAUUCCAAUCCACUUUCUGGGGAUCAUUUUGAUGUUGAAUAUUCCCCAAAGCAUUCUGACAAGUUAGUCCACUUGGCUCUUUACCCUGGGUAAUAAGACCCUUAUUGCCUUCGAAAAACUGGCAUAAGUGAGCUUAAGAAAUCCAUUGUAUACAGUCCUAGUGUUUGCCUUCUUGGUAAAAUUACAUUUAAGGAUGUCAUUUCAUGAGUCAAAUUGUAUCUGCUGACACUGAAGUGUAUUGAGAUGUUGUUCUUUAGUUUAAGUAUGUAACAAAGUAAUAUUCAAAGGGGAUGUGUGGGGGUGGGGCUGGGACUGGGUGGCUUUAUAUUGAUAAUGAAAUAUUCCAGAGCAAAACACAUUGUCCUAAUGAAGUUGUUGCAGCUCUCUUUGUUUUCUUGUGAGGCUGGAAUUGGCCUGUGGGUCACUUGUUGUGAAAAAGUGAAUUAAUUUCAAAUAAGAAUCAUAUUGCUUUUGUGAAACAAAGAAAAUCUACCACCUUGUCUGAAAUAUAGAUUGGAAGGCGCUCUUGGUAAAGAAUAACCCACAAACACCUGAUCUUGAUUGGAAAGCAUUGUAGGUCAUUAGGGAAAACUGAUGAUGCCGACUGUUGCUCCAGCUGUGUUGGCAAUUCAAGAUGACCUUGUUACUAACUGAAAGUUGCUGUCAACCUUAGCAAACAAACCAGCUAACACCAUUACAGCACUGGUUAAGUAGUUUUUUACUGGCACUGGCUGGCGUUCAGCUGAGGAAGGCUAGGAUACAGACUUUAAUGACCAAGAGCCAGACUAGCUCAAGCUAGAAAUUCAGCAACAAAUACCUCCUUGUGCUAUUUGAAUGCUAAGGUAUUAGUUGCAAAAGGCUUACGCCUUCGCUCCUCUAGUGAGGGGAAUGAGCCUGAUGACACUAUUACUGUUUACCUGUCAAACCAGGGUGGAAAUUUAGAGGGAUGCAAGUACAGUAUGUCUCAUUAAGCAGUCUGUUGCUGAUUAUAUGAAGAUGAAGUUGUUGUAUAUGCUGAUCUGUAUGUUAUGUACAUUUUCACAGUGAUUGAAUCAUUGUAAAAAGAAAAAAGACAAAAAAGAAUCACCACUGUCUAUUUUAUGAUGAUGAUAAAGCAGCUUUAUUAAAUUAUUACAGUUAUGUUUUAAAUGGUGUUAUCUGCCACAUUGUUUCCUUUUAUCUGGUGGUUCUCUGUUUCCCCCUUUAAAUGUGUUUUCUCUGCUUCAAAAAUUUAAUGCAUUUUAGUAUUAAAGGCUAUUAUGGAAAAAUUA